GGGUUACUGUGUAUGCAGCGAGUCGCAUCCGCACACUAUGACUUACGGCGAUGUUAGCGGGACGGAGUGCCCCUGACGCCUCGAAUUAUACCUGCAUCAACCGUGUUUGCUGUUCGUGGCCAUUAGAGUGCUGGAGUUGAGUGAGAGUCUGUUGGACCACGGAUGCAAGCCAGCAGCAUGGCGCCGCCUCAACGCUUCCCGCUGAACGCGAUGGAUAACAUCAUGCCUCGCUUCUUCCCCAGCUUGAUCUUCACCUUCCGUCUGCAACCCGGCGUAACGCACGACCAAGCGCUGGACCUGCUCCAGGCGUCGCUCCGCGCCGCAGCCGAUGAACUCCCGCUCCUCCGGCGCCGCGCCUUCGCUAUCCCGCCUACAGAAGACAACCCCGUCGCCGGACGCCUCGAAGCCCGCGAACACCUGGACUGGACCCCCGAGGUGCUGCACCACGACCUCCGCGCCUCCUGGCCGGACUACGACGAGCUGAUCGACGAGGCUCUCCCGCAGGAUCUCCUCGACGGCGCCCAGCUCCUGCCGCCGGGGCGAGCGCACUUCGACCUCGACAGCUCCGAGGGCGUGCCUUUACUGCUGGCGCAAGCCAACGAUGUGGUCGGCGGCCUGCUGCUCGGUGUGUCGAUCUUCCACCCGCUGGCCGACGGCAUGAGCGGCGUGCUCUUCCUGCGCAUGUGGGCUAAGCACAUGCGCCUGCUGCAGGAGGGCGAGGCAAUUAGCGCCACCGCACCGCUGCUCGAGAUCCCGCCCGAUGCCUGCGACUACGAGCUGCUGGUCAAGGCCUGGCAGAAGGCGGGCGCGCCCGUGGCUGAAGGGACCGAGGCCGACUGGCGCGUGCUCGGCUUGCUCCCGCCCGGGUCGGAACCGCUGGCCCCGAGAGUGCUCCCGCCGCCGAUGCGGACGAGUAUUUUUUAUGUGUCGGCGGCUGCGUUUGGGAAGUUGACUUCUGUGGCGGCGGAGGCAAAUAAUAGUCACGGUGAGGGUCAAGGAAGUGGGGGAGAGGGGAAGGAGCAGGGAAUGGCGACGGCAACGGCGAACGAUGCCCUGAUGGCGCUGCUCUGGCGGUGCAUCAUGCGGGCUCGUCGAGCUGCCGCGCCCGAGGAUCCGGCAUACAGCAGGCCCGGGGCGGUCGCGGAGCUGGACACGACGCUGAACGGGCGCAUCCUGUUUGGCGACACGCUGCCGUGGCAGUACAUGGGCACGCUGGUGUACAUUGUAACGACGCGACUGCCCGUGGCCGAGCUGGUGGCACCCGAGACGCCGCUCGUGGCCGUGGUCCGAGCCGUCCGGCAGGCGGUGGCGAGCAUCACCCGCGAGCGCGCUCUGAGUGUGUUUGGGCUGGCGGCCACGCGGCUGCCGGGGUACACGGCCGAUACCCUGCGGUGGCCGUUCGCCACGUUUGACGGUGCCGAGGCGUGCUUCAGCAGCUGGUUGUCGCUGCCGGCCAUGGACAUGAGCUUUGGAGGCAAGCUGUUUGCCAACCGUGGUAUCCCCGAUUACAUCCGGCCGGAGCGCCGGCUGCUGGACCUGGUCUGCCGGAACUGCAAUAUUCUGCCAAUGCGCAUGGAAGGUGGCGCAGAGGUGUUGGUGUCGCUGACGGUGGACGAGAUGGCCUUGCUUGAACAGGACCCUGAGUUUGCUCAAUUUGCCCAGCUGUUAUGU
Molecule: messenger RNA, 1671 nt
Organism: Chaetomium strumarium
Lineage: Eukaryota; Fungi; Ascomycota; Sordariomycetes; Sordariales; Chaetomiaceae
Product: transferase family-domain-containing protein
Exons: 1
Biological process (GO): secondary metabolite biosynthetic process
Molecular function (GO): acyltransferase activity, transferring groups other than amino-acyl groups
Source: RefSeq, a predicted model, not a curated record